Paramisgurnus dabryanus is the source of this 1706-nucleotide messenger RNA. The record is from RefSeq and is a predicted model, not a curated record. NCBI's taxonomy places the organism in Eukaryota, Metazoa, Chordata, Actinopteri, Cypriniformes, Cobitidae.
CAUCUAUUGUUUAUGCUAUUCAGUGCAUGACCACAGGGCAGAACAGUGUGACUGUUGCUAUAUUCUGGAAAUCUGUGUGACAUAGUAACCCGAACCAGAGGCAAUAAUAGGCUGUAUGGCCAAUGCAGGUGAGGCUAAAACACACUUGAACGGUCCGGUAUGGAAGGUGAGCAGCAUGAAGGGCGAUCGUGGAGAUGAGCGCGAGAGAAGCAGGCAUAUGGAGGCGGAGGUUCGGCUCGGGAUGGGGAGUGAGGAUGAAAGACUCCAGACUUUCCAAAACUGGCCAAGAGAUGCGCCGGUGCGUCCCGCGGACCUAGCACGCGCUGGAUUUUUCUAUCUGCGUUACGGUGACACGGUGCAAUGUUUCUGCUGUAAUGGGAUACUUAGAUACUGGGUUCAGGGAGACACCCCAAUGAGUGAACAUAAGAAACAUUUUCCCACAUGCCGCUUUGUGAUGGGCAGAGACGUGGGCAAUGUUCCAGUGGGCACCUCUGACUCAGUGGAUGGACAGCUUUUGAGUCAACUGCAGAGGAUGACCAUGGAGGAGCAGGAGGUGUCCGGACAGGCGGCGUACCCGGAGAUGGAGUCAGAGGACAACAGACGGACCAGCUUCCACAACUGGCCCACAGGAGCAUCCGUGCAGCCCGAUACACUGGCACGAGCUGGAUUCUUCUAUACAGGUCAUGGUGACAAUGUGAAGUGUUUCUUUUGUGAUGGUGGUCUGAGGAACUGGGAACCAGGAGAUGACCCAUGGCAGGAACACGCAAAAUGGUUUCCACAAUGUGAAUAUUUACUCCAAAGCCGAGGACGAGAAUAUGUGAGCAACAUUCAACAAUCCCUUUUCAACCUGAGUGAGAGAGUGGGUGACUCCCCGCCUUUAACUGCAGGAAACAGUACAUCAGUGUCAGAGGGGUUGGGGGGUCAGAAUUCGGAGGCAGCAGUUAUGUUAUCUCCUGUAGUGCAGGCCGCGCUGCAGAUGGGUUUCCAGCGCUCACUGGUGGAGAGUCUGGUGCAGUCACGCUACCUGCUCACCGGCUCGCACUACACCUCAGUCACUGACCUGGUGACCGACGUCCUACAGGCCGAAGAGGAGGAAAGGCAGACGGCAGAGUCCUCCCGACCAGAGACUGUGGCUACCCAGAGCAACAGCAGUACAGGUGGAAGGACGCAGACUACAGUCAGGGAGACAGUUCGAUCUGACCUUAGUCCAGAGGAACAGUUGAGAAGGCUUCAGGAAGAGAGAACCUGUAAAGUCUGCAUGGACAAAUGCGUAUCAGUGGUCUUUAUUCCCUGUGGUCAUCUGGUCGUCUGCACCGACUGCGCAGCCAGUCUGAGGCACUGCCCCAUCUGUCGGGCAGUCGUCCGAGGGAGUGUUCGAGCAUUUAUGUCUUGAAGAUCACACAUGCAUGCAGCAACAUCAAGAAGAAUACUGCAUAUAUUUUGGGAUGUGUAGUGCUUAAAAUUGCUCAAUAGAUAUUAUUAGCUCCUAAACCGUCUGUUAAAAAAUGCAUUUUGGUAGUGUUUGAUAUUUGACGAAAUGUGAAGGUAUGCAGUAUGAAAUGCAUCAAUGAAGUGUUUAAUAAAAGUCAGACCAUAAGUCAUGCCAAGAAAACCAAUCAAAAACCUAUUUGAAUGUAUAAUGACAUUAACGAUUUGUAAGAGAGCAAAUUAGAGUUAUAUUUUGCUUUUAGUGUACUAUUAUUACA